Trichogramma pretiosum is the source of this 3447-nucleotide messenger RNA. It is a transcript of the gene ttv, whose product is annotated as exostosin-1. The record is from RefSeq and is a predicted model, not a curated record. Gene Ontology annotation, cellular component: membrane. Bases 975 to 3116 code for a protein of 713 amino acids. Gene Ontology annotation, molecular function: glycosyltransferase activity. The transcript has 9 exons. NCBI's taxonomy places the organism in Eukaryota, Metazoa, Arthropoda, Insecta, Hymenoptera, Trichogrammatidae.
GCAGCGAUGCUACUCUCUUGACUCCUAUCCGUGUAAUCUCGGUGCUUAUGAAGUUGCGUGUGUGUGUGUUGUGGUGGCCGCGGCGCACAGUGCUCUGACACACACACACAUGCACAUAAGUUAUACGACAUAUAAAAUACAAGAGAAUACAACUCAAAGAUCAGUGUACUCAACGACUCACCUGCUAACGUAGUAAAAAUCGUACCUACACUGUAUAUACAAUGUAACGCGUACACACUACACGUUGUUUUGUCCAUUGUAUGUAAUGUAACCAAUACAAAAUUCUGCAAUAAUCGUGUCGGUGUUCGCGAGACAAUAAUUGAUUCGUUUGUUUAGUUCAGUGACAACAAUAGGAGCAGAAUUUUUAUCACUGUAUACAGGACACGUUCUUUUACUUGAAAUCGAAGUACUUGAAUGGAAAAUAAAGGACUUUUCAAGGUUCGAGCACAUAUUAUAGAAAUACCAAUUAGUACUUGAGUAUCAAAAAAGCAUUGGUCUGCAAGGUGCACCGGAACCAGAAAAUGACUCUCUUCUGCAGUGAAAUUUAGAUGUUCAGAAUUCAAUUCGUGUGUUUAUUUGUCAACAAAAUUGACACUUUAUUAUGGUAACCAGCAAGAGUCAAGCCAUAUCGUACUGUCACAAAAAUGCUACAAUAUCUCAUGACAAAGACUACGUUCAGGAACUUGUACCACCUUGGAUUAUAAAUCCUCUUUUUCUACCGCAUAUUACAACUACUUCAGUCAAUUAUUUCCAUGUAAAUUUGGCACAUCGCUACUCUAGACUGAGGUGUCUAUUUAUAGAAAAUUAAUUAGCAUAUUAGAAGUACAGGUCAAAUAAUGUCAAGAAAAUUGUAUGUGAUUUUAAAAGUUUCAAAUACUCAAUAUCAAGUAAACAGACCAAGCAUAUCCAUGAAGUGAUUAUAAUGACGUAAACAAGGAUAAUAACAAUGACUGUUUUUAUAUAAUUAUUCAAAAAUGCAAGCCAAAAAACGUUAUCUUCUUGUCUUCGUGACUUGUGCUUUCCUGGGUUAUUGUUAUUUUGGUGGCUAUAGAUUAAAAGCCACAAAACUUUUGGAGCAGAGAAAAUUAUCAUACAAUGAUUUAAGUUACUACGUUGUCAAUCACGAAUACAAAAAUAAUUAUGGUAAAUACUCAAAAUCAUCAAAUAAGGAUUCACAAGCGACAAAUAAUUUUCGAGGUUGUGAUAUGGAAACAUGCUUUGAUUUUAAUAAGUGCAGAGAAGGAUUUCUUGUUUAUGUCUAUCCUAUUGAAGAUAAUAUUAGUCCAUUGUACCAAAAAAUACUGAAUGUUAUAACUGAAUCAAGAUAUUUUACAUCUGAUCCAACAAGAGCUUGCUUAUUCGUUUUGGCUCUAGACACACUUGACAGAGAUCCUCUAUCCACAGAAUUUAUUCAUAAUUUACCUUCCAAAAUUGCACGAUUGCCAUACUGGAAUAAUGGAAGAAAUCAUUUAAUUUUUAAUUUGUACUCUGGUACUUGGCCAGAUUAUAUAGAAGAAGCAUUAGCCUUUGAUUACGGUUAUGCCAUUCUUGCUAAAGCCAGUUUAUCUACUAGAAAGUUGAGAGAAGAUUUUGAUGUAUCUAUACCUCUUUUUUCAAAGCAGCAUCCUGAAAGGGGUGGUGAACCAGGGUUAGUUACUAGCAUUCAUAAUUCUAAUACUAAAAAGUAUUUGGCUGCUUUUAAGGGAAAAAGAUAUGUUCAUGGUAUUGGUUCAGAGACAAGGAAUGCUCUGUACCAUUUACAUAAUGGAAAAGAUCUCAUAUUCAUAACAACUUGUCGUCAUGGUAAAUCUUGGAGAGAGUUGCAAGAUGAACACUGCCAGCAAGAUAAUAGAGAGUAUGACAUGUAUGAUUAUGAUGUUUUGUUACUGAAUUCCACAUUUUGUCUUGUACCCAGAGGUCGUAGGCUUGGAAGCUUUAGAUUUUUGGAAGCAUUGAGAGCUGGAUGUAUACCUGUAAUCUUGAGUAAUGGAUGGGCUUUACCCUUUCAUGACCACAUCGAUUGGUUCCAGGCAGUAAUAUAUGCAGAUGAAAGACUUCUUUUUCAAGUUCCAGAUAUGCUUAGAUCCAUAUCCGAAUCUAAGAUUAAUGAGCUAAGAAAACAAACACAAUUUUUAUGGGAACGUUAUUUUUCCUCUAUUGAGAAAAUUAUAUUUACUACUUUUGAAAUCAUACGUGAACGCAUUCCAUGGGAAGGUAGCCGGGAAUAUAGGGUAUGGAAUCGCAAUCCUGGAGCAUUGGCCAUAAUACCAAAAUUUGCUAACAAUCAACAAGAACUUCCAUUUCAAGAAUGUGAUCCUGGAAAUGCUUUUACAGCAGUCGUUUAUUCUCAGCUAGGUUCUACACCGGUUCUCUAUAGACUGUUGAAAAAUGUUUCUAAAAGCAAAUUUGUUGAUAAGAUCAUAUUAAUGUGGAAUUCAGAAAUUGCUCCACCUGCUAUACCUCGCUGGCAAGGUGUUAAAGCGCCAGUUCACAUAGUUCUUGCUUCAAGCAUAUCUUACCGAUUCUAUCCUCACCCUUUGAUCAAUACUAGUGCCAUAUUAUCAUUAGAUGAAGACGUGAUUCUCAAUACAGAUGAGAUCGAUUUUGCUUUUAUUGUUUGGCAAAAUUUUCCUGAUAGAAUUGUUGGGUAUCCUGAAAGAUCACAUUAUUGGGACGAUUCCAAGCGAUCUUGGGGCUAUACCAGCAAAUGGACAAAUGACUAUAGUAUGGUCUUGACGGGAGCUGCAGUGUAUCAUCGUUACUAUAAUACGCUUUAUACCGAAACUUUAAGCUCUACUCUGCAUAAAACGGUUGAGCAAUCUCAAAACUGUGAAGAUAUUUUAAUGAAUUUUUUAGUUAGUCAUAUAAUUCGUCGUCCUCCGAUCAAAGUAACUCAACGGAAGAUUUAUAAGGACACAACGGUAGCAGGCAAAAGGUCGCCAUGGAACGAUCCGGACCAUUUUAUCCAACGUCAAACUUGUAUGAAUACAUUUGUUGCGGUCUUUGGUUACAUGCCGUUGCUACGAUCAAACGUAAGACUGGAUCCAAUACUCUUUAAAGAACCCGUAAGUAGCGUGCGCAAAAAGCAUAGGCAAAUUGAGUCGGUUCAUAGCUAGGAUUAUCCGUGUUUUACUAUCGAAAACAUGUACAUUGUAUAAUUAAAAUCGUUUGAAUCAAGGUUUUAUCGAGUUAAUAAGACAAAUGCGUAUUUUUUAAUGUUUUUUACGCAAUAUAAACUUUUAGCGUUCAUUUACAUUCUUUUUUUAUGUUUGUAUCAAAGAAAAACAAAUAAUAAGAUAGCCGUGCCAUUAUUGAAUAAAAAAAAUGUGUAGUAAAGCAACUCAAUGCUACGUUAAUGUUUAAAAAUGUAUAAUAAAACGCAUCCGUGUAAGAACAAUAACUACGAGUAAAGUACUGAAGUACCCAAUAAGUCAAAUUAUUUAUCAA